AUGUCACCCAUGGCCGUUCUUCGUCUGCCGACGGAACACCCCACCGCUCUUUCUCUCCACGACUUUUACGACGCGUCGCCGGCGGCUGCUGGUGGCAUCGUGUCCACUCGGACGUGCACGAGCAGCCUUCCCUCGACAUUCUUCAACUCCGCUAUCCUCCAGUCGCACGGUUUGCGGUGCGAUCAUGCUCAUGGGUCGCACAACCUGUCGCCCGAUCUCGCGCGCUGGUAUCAAUCCUCUGCGCCGGUCGCACAGUCGUCUCCCGCGCCCCAAUAUGUCGCCAGCCAGCCAACGGGCCUGCCAACGACUCGCAACGGAGCUGAAGAUGCCUCCGCGUCCGCUGCUCCCACUCCUGCCGGGCCUCGGGAAUAUCUUCACAGGUCUCCCGCUGCGGGCAAUGCCGUCAGGGCCGUGAGACCUCCCUACCGUCCAGGAACCUCUCGCCAAGCCGCGCCACGCCACCGAGACGCGGAUCUCGCGCUUCCGGCGGCGGUGCCAGCAGCGAAGCGAGCUCGUGUGUCGGACACACGCUGCGUCGGAGUGGCAAUGGCAAUGGCGUCACAGGAGAGCACGGCGAGCCCGCUACUGGACCUACCGUCGGAUAUCCUGCGAGUCAUCAUGGAUAAAGUCGUCUCUCGCGCUCACUUUCCUGCUCAAAUCGGCAACGUCAUGCUCAGCUGUCGCGCCUUGAGAGCACUCUGCUGGUCGCAGCAGGCGCUAGCCGCGGUCAGCCCCGCCGUGCUACACAUCCGCGCGUCCCAGUGGUCUCCGCGCGCCAACCGCUUCCUCUCCGCGUGCGCCGCCGCGGGGAACGCGCCCGCUGCGUACUUCCUCGGCAUGAUCACGUUCUACAGCUUCGGGAACUACGCCGAGGGGCUGAAGCUCCUAGCAAAGGCGGCGCUUGCGGGACACGCGGCGGCCAUGUACGCGCUCUCCGUGGUUCACUUCAACGGGAGCGGCAUGGCGCAAGCGCAGCGGAACCUCCCCGUGGCGCUAGCCCUCUGCGCGCGAGCGGCAUCUCUCGGCCACACUCCUGCUAUGCGCGAACUGGGGUACUGCCUGCACGAUGGUUACGGGUUACCACGAGACGCGGCCCAAGCGCAACAGCUGCUGCUAGAGGCUGAGGCCCUUGAAACGGCGGAGAAAGCCCGUGUUGAUGGCGUCGUGCAGGGCGGCUCGAAGCCCGCAGAGGUGCGCGGUGGUGACGGCGUGGACGGCUCUCGUUUGGAGCAGGGGGUGGAAGGCAGGGAGGAGCAGGGGGAGGAAGACAGGGAGGAGCAGGAGGAAGAGGGCAGUGCGGCGCAGGAGGAGGCGGAUAUGAUUUUUGCACGUGAGAUUCUUCAAUCGGGAGAAUUGCAGAGCGUGCUUACAAAGGCCGAAGGGUGUGGUGACGUUGCUCCUGCCGAGUCAUCCCAAGAAUCUGCAGCAGCAGAAGCAGCACCAGCAGGAGCAGCAGCAACAGAAGCAGAAGCAGGUGCUGGCGCAGAUGCUGAAGCAGCAUCCGUCGACCCUGCUGCUCGUGUGUCUGCUCCUUCCACGGAUGCCACCACCACUGACAACAUCACAGACAUGCAUAGCCUAGACAGUAAGGAGUGGGAACCUAGCUCUCCCUCUCUCGCCGAACUAAUGGAGCUGCAAGAAGACGAGAGUUGCCGUCCCACAGAUCCCGCCCACUUUUUCCUGCUGGAAUGGCAGAAGCUUAAUGGCAUAGUUUCUAACACCCAUAGCAUCCACAUACCAGCCCUUCCCUCCCAUGGUGUGGCAGCUGCAUUUGACCUUUCUCCCACGGCCCCUGCUGCCCCGGCUGCUACCGGUACAUCCCCUGUGCUGCACGCCUGCUCCAACCCGCAGUGUGGGCGGCAGGAGACGAGGGAGCAUGAGUUCCGGUGUUGUGCUGCGUGCACGGAGGCCAAGUACUGCUCCAGGGCAUGCCAAGCUGCUGACUGGGUUGGGGGUCAUCGUGUCGCGUGCACUAUGCUAGGUGCUGCUCUUGCAGCUAUGACGCAAGGAGCUAGGUUCUAG
Messenger RNA from Closterium sp. Yama58-4, 2022 nucleotides. Lineage: Eukaryota; Viridiplantae; Streptophyta; Zygnematophyceae; Desmidiales; Closteriaceae. The record is from the annotation of a GenBank genome assembly.